AUAUUUUCUUUCUUCUCUCUGUCUCAGUACCCUCAGACAACGCGUCCCCAAUUAAAACCCUCGUCCCCCUGUAAUCGAAUCGACAUCUGGUCUCCUCAAGUGUCCUUCGCAGGUCGCGUGGAGCUCGGCCGGAGAUCCCUCACUCAGUCCCUCUCUGUCGCAGAUUCGCUGUGUCGCUCGACUCCCUCCGUUCCUCGAUUCAGUCAGCGCGCGCUUCAGGCUUCAGAAGGUUCCCCCGGGUCGGGUCGAGUUCCGCCCCCGUCUCGUCCUGCAAGAGGUAGCGGAACCAUUUUUCUUCGUCGACAUUGCAUUGCCAUUCCGCACUUGGUCGCUCGCCGUUGGACGCCGUCCAUCGUUGUCAGCCCUACGUGGUUGUUGAGUAGUUCUCUGGCAAGCAUUGGAGUGGUUUUAAACCUUAGUCUACUCCCAGAAUCCGCAGGAGGCUGCGCUUUGAAAACAAGAAGUAGAACUCCACGUUCUUGGAGUGUGAAGACAGGCAAGACCAGAAUUGAGUUACGUUUAAAGGAUCCCAAGAAAGCUAGUUGAGGACGAAACUGAGCAGAGGGGAUACUUUGAGUGAUCAUGCAAAGGAGAGGCAAGAGCUUCUCACUAGGAGACUAGAGAGAAGCUAGAGCUCCACACUCCUCAAAAUUUGUGCUAGAAUUAUCUGCUUCAUCAAUUUUGUUUCUUUCGGUUUUCUUUUUGCACGAUUUUCUGCAAACCGGGGAACAGUCCUCUUCAAUUAUAUUUCAUGCUCUCAUUUCGUUCUUGCUUCUCUCCCCCAUUCUUUCACCCCGUCAAGUCUCUCUUUCGUCUCGAAUUUUCUCUCACACCCCCUAAAACUUUCUUGUUCAAGCCCAUCUUCCUUUCAGCUCAUAAUCGCUGUGGCAACAUGUCGUCACGACCGUCUGCCUUUGAUGCUCUCAUGUCUGGGGCUCGUGCCGCUGCCAAGAAAAAGCCCCAAUCAUCAUCGCCCGGGAAACGAAAAGCCCCGGAUUCUAAUUCAACCCAAAACCCUAAAACCCUCAAAUGCACGGAAAGUACUGGUCAGUCUUUGGAACCCAGUAACGAUACUAAGUCCACUGACAUUAAAGAUUCCGAGAAGGCACAAGAACCGACCAAAGAACACUUGAGCAACGGGGGGCUGACAGGGUCUGAGGGUGCACUUGCGGCGAAGAGAAUGCGCGUCGUUGGUUCCCAGGAGAAGAUUACAGAGCUGAAGAAAAAAGUUUCUCUUUUGAAGAAGAAACCUACAGAUUUUGACCCUAGUUCCAUGUCUUGUUGGGAGAAGGGUGAACCUGUGCCCUUUCUGUUUCUCGGUUUGGCAUUUGAUAUGAUUGCAGAAGAAACAGGACGCAUUGUGAUUACAGAUAUAGUGUGCAAUAUGCUGAGGACUGUUAUGAACACUACACCCGAGGAUCUGGUGGCUGUUGUUUAUCUUUCCGCAAAUAAGAUUGCCACUGCACAUGAAGGGUUGGAAUUGGGAAUAGGGGAUGCUUCAAUUAUCAAGGCGCUUGCAGAGGCAUGUGGAAGGACUGAGGUGCAGAUAAAAAAUCAGUAUAAGGAAAAAGGUGAUUUGGGCCUUGUUGCCAAGGCAAGCCGCUCGUCUCAAGCAAUGAUGCGGAAACCUGAUCCAUUAACUAUUAGGAAGGUUUUCAACACCUUUCGUCUUAUUGCCAAGGAAUCUGGUAAAGACAGCCACGAGAAGAAAAAGAAUCACAUCAAGGGACUUCUUGUUGCUGCAACUGACUGUGAACCUCAAUAUCUAAUUCGUCUGCUUCAGUCAAAGUUGCGGAUUGGGUAUGCUGAGCAAACUCUCUUAGCUGCACUGGGCCAAGCUGCGGUAUACACUGAAGGACAUUCUAUACCACCUCCUAAAGUUCAGUCCCCCUUAGAGGAGGCUGCAAAGAUUGUUAAACAAGUAUAUUCAGUUCUUCCUGUGUAUGACAAAAUAAUUCCUGCAUUGCUUAGUGGUGGUGUAUGGAAACUUCCAGAGACAUGUCACUUUACUCUUGGUGUUCCAGUUGGACCUAUGUUGUCUAAAGCAACUAAGGGUGUAUCUGAAGUUCUAAAUAAAUUCCAGGAUGCAGAGUUUACUUGUGAAUACAAAUAUGAUGGAGAGCGUGCCCAGGUACAUUACAUGGACAAUGGAUCAGUUGAGAUUUACAGUAGAAAUGCUGAACGGAAUACGGGAAAGUUUCCUGAUGUUGUUGCUGCUAUUUCAAGGGUAAAGAAAUCGUCUGUAUCAUCAUUUGUUCUUGAUUGUGAACUUGUUGCAUAUGACCGGGAGAAAAAGAAAAUUCUUCCUUUUCAGGUUCUCAGUACCCGAGCUCGCAAAAAUGUAUCUAUGAGUGAUAUUAAAGUCGAUGUAUGCAUAUUUGCAUUUGAUAUCUUGUAUCUCAACGGCAAGCCACUACUUCAGGAAAACCUGAAAAUUCGGAGAGAGCAUCUCUAUGCCUCUUUUGAGGAAGAACCUGGAUUUUUUCAGUUUGCAACAGCAAUAACAUCAAAUGAUGUUGAGGAAAUACAAAAGUUUCUCGAUGCAGCUGUUGAUGCUAGUUGUGAGGGUUUAAUUAUCAAAACAUUGUAUGAAGACGCGACGUAUGAACCUUCCAAGCGGUCACUGAACUGGCUAAAACUGAAGAAAGAUUAUCUUGAAAAUAUAGGGGACUCACUGGAUUUGGUACCUAUUGCUGCAUUUCAUGGUCGUGGAAAACGUACAGGGGUCUAUGGAGCUUUUCUCCUUGCUUGCUAUGACAGCAAUAAUGAAGAAUUUCAAAGCAUUUGUAAAAUAGGCACGGGAUUCUCAGAGGCAACACUUGAAGAACGUUCUGCUAGUCUUCGUACUAAAGUGAUUCCGAAACCAAAGCCUUAUUAUCGAUAUGCAGAGACAAUCAAUCCUGAUGUAUGGUUUGAAGCCUCUGAGGUGUGGGAGGUGAAAGCAGCAGACUUGACCAUUAGCCCCGUUCACCGUGCUGCAGUAGGCAUAGUAGAUUCGGAUAAGGGCAUAUCUCUUCGAUUCCCUCGUCUGGUUCGAGUUCGGGAUGACAAAGCUCCUGAACAAGCCUCAUCAUCUGAGAUGGUUGCUGAAAUGUAUUCUGCUCAAAAACACAAUCACCCGAACAACCACGAUGAUGAAGAGGAUUGAGAGAUUUUUCUCGCUCCUCACAUACAGGAUGACGUUUAUCAAAACCCUCAAUAUCUGAUAUGCAGAUGCAAAUUUUGCCCCCUUAAAACAUAGGUCAGAUAGCAGAAUUGCAUAUCUAAUAUAAGAGUGAGAUCUAGAAGGCUUCAAACAUUACUAGGCAUGAUGUGAUGGGGUUUUGUAAUUCGUUUUCGGUUCUUCACAGAAAUGUACUAAUCCCGUUUUAGUGAUCAGAGAUUCAGGGUGCUUUUCAAGCUGGCCCUUUAAUCUUCAGGGAAAAGAAAAUAUGAACUUUAUAUAAAGAUGAACAUGUGAGUGAAUUACGCAAGUCAA
Molecule: messenger RNA, 3478 nt
Organism: Prosopis cineraria
Lineage: Eukaryota; Viridiplantae; Streptophyta; Magnoliopsida; Fabales; Fabaceae
Product: DNA ligase 1
Exons: 19
Coding region: 752-3148 (798 amino acids)
Biological process (GO): DNA recombination; lagging strand elongation; DNA biosynthetic process
Cellular component (GO): mitochondrion; nucleus
Molecular function (GO): DNA ligase (ATP) activity; DNA binding; ATP binding
Source: RefSeq, a predicted model, not a curated record